GCCAUUUUGAAAAGUACUAGAAUCUAGAUCUACUAUUUCAACGACAAAUAAUUUGGAAAGAAUGAACAGACAAGAAUUUUGUGUGCAAAUUGUCAAGUGCCUGGAGAAUGUGUGGAGUGAGAACAUUUUGUUUGACUUCGCUGUUCAGGUCCAGGGUGAAACCAUCCAGUGUCAUCGUCUCAUACUUGCAGCAUGCUCAGAAUUUUUUAGAGCAUGUUUUCGGUCAGAGAUGAGAGAAACCACAGAAAAUUCUGUCAUCCUGAAUGAUGUUUCUUGUGACGUGUUUCAGUUAAUUCUAAAAGCGCUCUAUACUGGGAUCAAUGUUUUAACUUUAGAGAAUUUUAUGGAGGUCUGGAGAACUGUUCACUUGCUUCAAAUUCAUUUCAUGGUUCAAGUUUGCGAAGAGUUUGCUAUUGAAGCAGUUUCAAUGGACACUUGGGAAGGCAUUUAUGCUAUUGCAAAACUUUUCGAAUCUAAAACAGUUCUGGAUAAACUCCAUUCAUUCAUGUUAAGCGACUUUGAACAAUUUAGUACUUCACCAAGAUUCCUUCACAUGUCUUUUAAGGAAGUCCACCAAUUGAUUAGCAGUGAUAAUGUCGUUGUCAAUGAUGAAGAAAUAGUUCUUAAUUCUGUGAUACGGUGGGUUGAAUUUGUCCCUGAAAAUUGGAUGAACUUAGACGAGAGUUUAAGUGAUAAUCAUGAAGUUGGCAAUGUGUGCGAUUUUUUUAAAGGAUACGAAGAGAGAACAAGAUAA
Molecule: messenger RNA, 754 nt
Organism: Physella acuta
Lineage: Eukaryota; Metazoa; Mollusca; Gastropoda; Physidae
Product: kelch repeat and BTB domain-containing protein 3-like
Molecular function (GO): protein binding
Source: RefSeq, a predicted model, not a curated record